AAGAUGAAUUGCAUAUAUAGUAUGCAGUCUUGCAGGAAUAAGAAACCAAAGGUGAAUCUGAUACUGCUCGUAAAAUGAGCGAGCCAAAUUCGAUAAUGGCUUAUCACACACCAAACAGAGGCGAGCAGGAGUGGAGGUACAGGAGUGCAGAUAAAAACCAGAUAGAUGUGAUGAUCCAUAUCAGGGGGUCUCCUUCCCAGCUUCAGGAAUUGUUUCAAGGUUCACCAGUUUAUGCAGGAGGCUAUUAUGGAACUCCAAGAUCAAUUGGAGGAAACAAUUGUUCAUUAUGUGAACCAGACUAUUCUAGAAGCUCAGUUUGUGAUUCUAAUGAAGGGGUGCACUUGCAAAAACUAGAAAGGGAAUCAAGGGAACCAACGAUCAGAAGAACACACCAAAAGCAGUCUUCUGGUGGCUGUUGCAUAAUCUUCUCUCCUUUGGUAAAACUAGUGGAAUGCUUAACCGUGGUGCUUACUUGUUGCUUUUAAGUUGAACUAGAGUUCAAACAAAGAAUCAAUACAUGCACAAGACCUUCAAGAAAGAGUGUAAGGACUAUCAAGUUUCGACACUGUAAGAGCUGUAAACUUGAAAAUAUGUGCUAAACUGAAGUUAAUUUAUGUGUGUGGUACUCCCGUAAGUUCUAUCAAAUGGCAAUCUUCUUUAU
Molecule: messenger RNA, 661 nt
Organism: Argentina anserina (silverweed cinquefoil)
Lineage: Eukaryota; Viridiplantae; Streptophyta; Magnoliopsida; Rosales; Rosaceae
Exons: 4
Coding region: 75-485 (136 amino acids)
Source: RefSeq, a predicted model, not a curated record